GUUGAAUGAAAUUGAGAAAAAACUCUAUACACAUAGAAAUAUUUAAGUAAAGGUAAUCAGAUAAAUGAUUCAAAUUUUAUUGCGCAUACAUAAUUCGCAGUUAGUGAGCAAAACAAACGUAAAAAGCAAUUGUUCAACAGGUGUGGCUACUGGUCUCCGAGUUUGGAAAAGAGAAAACCACCUGUUGAAUGCCUACUAUAGGAAUACUAAUUAGCGAGGAAGAAGAACCAAGUAAAAUGGAUGAGCAAAGAAACACGUUGUAGUAGGUCGCUUAGUAGGCAGUGUGCUUGAGAUAUUUAUUUGUCUUAUUAGAGGUAAUGUUCGAAUUGUUAUUUAUUAUUUAAUAUAAAAACUAAUCUCUUACAAUCAAUUCAUCAUAACAUUUCUUUCUCAUAAGUAAAAGUAACUCUUUUAGAUAAUUGCUAUACAUCAGAAUACGUUUGGUAAGAUUGGUCUCAGCUGGCGGCAGAUUAUAUAUAUUAAAAAUAAUUACGGCCGACAAUAUAUACAAAAGAAAUAUGUUUGAACAAGAUUCGGGUUUCGAGGAUUUAAUUGAAUUCUGCAUAGAACAGCAAGAACACAAAGAGCAAUGCAUUGCUUCUUCAGCACCCGAGGCAUGUAUCUCGCCACCGCGCAUCCAUAAACGAGGCAAAGGCCGCCCACCUAGACGUUACGAUAUAAAAUUUGAAUGUGAUAUAUGUAAUUAUACAACUGUUUAUGCCAAGCAUUUUCGUACGCACAUGUCAGUGUCUCAUCAGGAUGAACAACCACGCAUUUUUAAAUGUACUCAGUGCCCAGAAGCGUAUGUAGAAGAACGUUUUCUACAUGAACACACAAAGCACAUACAUGAUUGUGUGCCGAGGCAACCGAAAUUUAUAUGUGCAAAGUGUGGCAAAGGCUUUCCAAAGCAAUCACAUCUCAAGCGACAUUCUUAUGUACAUGAACCAAAUGAAAAACCAUUUCUAUGUGAUUAUUGCCCGAGCCGCUUUAUAAAUCUUUGCAGUUUAACACGACACAUACAGAGUAAACAUAAUAAAAAUAAAAAACAUAUGUGCUCCGAUUGUGGUAAGGCUUUUGGUCAUAUUUACAGCCUAAAAUCGCACAAAAUACAUAUGCAUAAUAAAGAGGAAAUAUAAAUUUAGACAUAUUUAAGCCUUUGACAUGUCAGAGUUAACAUUUUAUGCAUAGAAAAUUUGGUUAAAUAAACAAAAGAGAGAAUGACAAUAGAAAAUGCUCAAAUUAUGUACGCGUAUAUACAUAUAUAUAUUUACAUAUACAUAUAUAUAUAUUUACAAUACAUAUGUAAUAAGUUUAAGUAUAAAAAAUAUAAAAGACUUAUGCAGCAAACUUAGAUCAAAAAAAUUUCGCUAUGCGGCUGAUAUUAUAAACUUUCAAUAAUUUAAAACUACAACACAGUUUAUACACUAGUUUUAU
This is a messenger RNA of Ceratitis capitata (Mediterranean fruit fly), 1434 nucleotides long. RefSeq names its product zinc finger protein 189. The transcript is spliced from 3 exons. Bases 519 to 1136 code for a protein of 205 amino acids. Gene Ontology annotation, molecular function: DNA-binding transcription factor activity; RNA polymerase II cis-regulatory region sequence-specific DNA binding. NCBI's taxonomy places the organism in Eukaryota, Metazoa, Arthropoda, Insecta, Diptera, Tephritidae. The record is from RefSeq and is a predicted model, not a curated record. Gene Ontology annotation, biological process: regulation of transcription by RNA polymerase II.